ACUGUUUUGGAAAUUGAGAAUGUUUUAAAUCCGAAAGUGGAGUUAAGUAAAAUUUGCAAAACGAACUUAAAGUUAGUGUUUUAAUACUAACUAUUCAUUCGUAUUUGCAAAUAAUGCUAAUGUUUGCAACGUAACAUAAGUACAAUAUAUCAAAAGUCUAGCCUCACAAGAAUGUCCGAUAUGCUGGUUCGGAAUUAAACAUGCUUUUAUGAUGUAACAAUCUGGAAUAAAUAUAAACAAAGAAAUAAAAGUUGUGUUUUUUUUGCAUCAGAAAUAAGAAUGACGGCCUUUUCCUGGAAGGGGAUGGUGAUGACAAGUUUCUUGGUGACAGCACUUUCAGCUGCGGUUGAUUACGAGCAAGAGACCGUGAUUGUAAAGAAAUUAUCCGGACACAUCAACAGAAGAAAAAGAUCUGAAGACUAUGAGUUUCCGAAAACGAUGACAUUUGAAUUUAACUUCACAUCCGGUCCAGUGCGCAUGUCCCUCGAGAAAAACCCGCUAUCUAGUGGUAUCACGCCUGUCUACAUAAUCGGCUCGGACAAUGUUGAACUCCACAAGAGAAUGAAUAUGGCACGAUUCUCCGUUUACCAGGACAUUUCGCUAGGAGCAUCCGUGGUUGUCAGACGUCCUGACACAGCGGAGGCAGAGUUUCACCUGUUUGGCUCUUUCGCUAACAAUCGAAAUCAUUACCAGAUAGAACCUGACAUGACGUCAUCUUCUUUAGUAGACCAUGACGUCACGGCUGGUGUUUUACACAGAGUUCGACGACAAGAACUCCCCAGGGGUGUGGAUAGUUUUUUGGGCGACGAGUUGCUGCCACCAGCGGAAAAUAUGGGUUUGAAUAGACCGGAAUCGCCACCGUUUCCGCACAGAUACAAAGGAAAUUAUUCGGUCUUUUCACUCGAGCUCGAUAAGACCGGAAGUAGUCUAGUAGGAGGAACGACAACUCUGUCACAACACAGCGAUAUUCUACUUCCGCCUGACCGGAAGCGAAGACAGGCUUCCCCUUCAGACCGGAGGAGACGACAGGUUUCCCCGUUAUACAUCGAGUAUAUGGCUGUCGUGGAUUACAAAAACAUGGAGAAGUGGAAGGCCAAGGUUGGCGGUGCGACAGAGAAUGAGCAGUUUGACCGGGCGUUCGAGGCAAUGCACGAGUUUUACACGUUCGUAGUCAACGGGAUUGAUGUACGGUUUCAAACUGCGACCGGCGGCGGACAGGCUUUGCGAGUCACCUUGGCCUCCCUGCUCGUCUCUACUGAGGCGGAGACUUCCCCGUGGGUAACAAACAAUAUGAUCGGUUCAAAUGCUGUUGACGAUGCCGGUGUUCUCCUUGAUUUUGCCACGUGGAAAAGCUCUGUGUACCAAUACCUUCCAACACACGAUCAUGCUGGUUUGUUCACUGGGUUUGACAUUUCUACACCGACAUCUAACAACCCAAUUGGUAUGGGUUAUCUGAACUCAGUAUGCCACAGUUCCUGGGCCGUGUCUGAGAUCGAGGAGACCUACAACGCAGUCUCCAUCCAUAUAGCCGCUCACGAGCUGGGUCACAAUAUUGGUACCCGGCAUGAUGGCAGCGGUAACGGAUGUUCCAGCACAGCCCUGUAUCUGAUGGCUCCCCGCCUUCCAAUCAUCACCGCCGCAUCAAUGAAAAACAAUCCGUGGACGUUUUCUUCCUGCUCGCAAACCGCCAUCAACAGCUAUAUAGCGGGACUGGGAAGUUCCAACUGCCUCACCAAUGUUCCCGGAAGUUCCUCCCUCGCGGGCGGGAUGCCGGGCCUCGUGUAUUCCGCGGACCAGCAGUGUAACAUGACGUUUGGCCAGGACGCCGUAGUAUGCCGGGACAACCUGUACUACCAGCUAGACUCCAUUUGCUACGCCAUGCAGUGCAAGAAGAAGGGAAGUAACUCCUGCGAGGGACAGUUCUUUCCCUUUGACGGAACUCCAUGUGGCAAUAAAAAGUGGUGCCAGUCCGGAUCUUGUGUCUACUCCGUCGACGCACCAGCCCGUGAUGAAACGUGCGUUUUUGGAGACGAUCCGAAUGUGGACUGCACCUCUAGCAGUGCCUGCAGUAACGCUGACUUCUACACUAGUAAAGUACGCUGUUGUUCCACGUGUAGAGUAACAACUACUACAACAACAACAACAACUACUACUACUACUGCUGCACCAACUACAACCACUAUGCCAUCGACAACAUUUACUGGAACAUCACAAACAACUGCCUCAAAGACAACAGUGCAACAGACAACAACAACAACUGCUGCACAGACAACAACAACUGCUGCACAGACAACAACAACUGCUGCACAGACAACAACAACUGCCUCAAAGACAACAACUACUGCUGCAUCGACAACAACAACUGCUGCACUGACAACAACUACUGCUGCAUCGACAACAACUACUACUGCAUCGACAACAACUGCUGCAUCGACAACAACAACUGCUGCAUCGACAACAACUACUGCUGCAUCGACAACAACAACUGCUGCAUCGACAACAACUACUACUGCAUCGACAACAACUGCUGCACUGACAACUGCUGCACCGGCAACAACAACUGCUGCACCGACAACAACAGCAACUGCUGCACAGACAACAACUGCUGCAUCGACAACAACUACUGCUGCAUCGACAACAACAACUGCUGCACCGACAACAACAACUGCUGCUCAAACAACAACAACUGCUGCACUGACAACAACAAAUGCUGCACCGACAACAACUGCUGCAUCGACAACAACUACUGCUGCAUCGACAACAACUGCUGCACCAACAACAACUACUGCUGCAUCGACAACUACUGCUGCAUCAACAACAACUGCUGCACCGACAACAACUGAUGCACCGACAACAACAACUGAUGCACCGAUAACAACAACUGCUGCAUCGACAACAACUGCUGCACCGACAACAACUACUGCUGUAUUGACAACAACUACUGCUGCAUCGACAACAACAACUGCUGCACCGACAACAACUGCUGCAUCGACAACAACAACUGCUGCACCGACAACAACAACUGCUGCACCGACAACAACUACUGCUGCUGCACCGACAACAGUAACUGCUGCACCGACAACAACUGCUGCACAGACAACAACAACUGCUUCACCGAUAACAACUGCUGCACAGACAACACCAACUGCUGCACAGACAACAAUUACUGCUGCAUCGACUACAACUACUGCUGCACAGACAACAACUUCUGCACAGACAAGUGCGGCCACGACAACAACUGUUGCACCGACAACAAGUGUGGCAUCAACAACAGCAACUGCUGCACCGACAUCUACUACUGCACAGACAAUAACAACUGAUGCACAGACAACAAACCAUGUGCCAUCAACAACUGCUGCACCGACAACAAGUGUGGCAUCGACAACAACAACUGCUGCUCCGACAACAACUGCUGCACAAACAACCAAUCCAAACGCACCGUUGUCAACCACUACACAGUCCACAGCAACCACUGUUCAACCAACAAUCGAAACAACAACAGUCGAAACAGGUGACGCUGAAUUAUCUUUCGACUUACAAACCAUGAUCUCUUUAUUUGUUUCUGUCGCCAUUAUUAUAUAACUUGUUUCGCCCUAUUAUCUUUUAAACAGACAAUUUUACAUUUACUUAGGGUGUGCAGAAACAUUACAUUUCAAUGUGUUAAAGAGUGUACAAAUGCAUUUUUCCACUAUUCGAAGAUAUUUUUUAACUUACACAUAACUAUGUAACUAUAAAAUUGUAUGUAGGUAUGUAUGUAUGUAUCAAGCAUGAAAACGUUAACUCUUUGGGGGAAAAAAUAACGAAUC
This is a messenger RNA of Dreissena polymorpha, 3806 nucleotides long. Its product is annotated as pneumococcal serine-rich repeat protein-like. Gene Ontology annotation, molecular function: metalloendopeptidase activity. Gene Ontology annotation, biological process: proteolysis. Lineage: Eukaryota; Metazoa; Mollusca; Bivalvia; Myida; Dreissenidae. The transcript is spliced from 17 exons. The record is from RefSeq and is a predicted model, not a curated record. The coding region runs from base 280 to 3582 and encodes 1100 amino acids.